This is a messenger RNA of Lodderomyces margitis, 1008 nucleotides long. RefSeq lists its product as uncharacterized. The record is from RefSeq and is a predicted model, not a curated record. Lineage: Eukaryota; Fungi; Ascomycota; Pichiomycetes; Serinales; Debaryomycetaceae. Gene Ontology annotation, cellular component: nucleus. The coding region runs from base 1 to 1008 and encodes 335 amino acids. Gene Ontology annotation, biological process: rRNA processing. The transcript has a single exon.
AUGGGCUCUAAAAGAAAACAAAAGGAAAAGCAAAAGGAUUUUAAAAAGGCCAAGUUGAAGGUUGGGAAGACGGCACAGAAAGCAGAUAAUUACACCGAUACAUCAUUCAAAUCAAAGACAAUAUCUCUACCAGGCCAGUCGAUAACCAAUGUCCGAUCAUCUAAGGAUUUGCAGCACCAGCUAUCAUUAACAAAGCAUCACUCUUCAACAGCCAGGAAGGAAGUUGUGAUUAGCUUGACCCAAAACUUGCCAUCAAAUCCAUCUAGUUAUAAACAAAUCAUAUCAAGUAUUACACCAUUGAUGCUAGACGAAUCGAAGCAGGUACGAUUAGAAGUAUUAAACCUUUUGAAAGAGUGCGGGAAGAGGCAGCCAGGACUAUUGGACUUGCAUAAACGUACGAUAAUCUUGUUCAUAAUAUCAGCAAUGACACAUAUACAACCCAAUAUAAGAAACACAAGUACUAAAUUCCUUGAUGUGAUGAUUGAGUACGCUGAUAUUAAACUGUAUUUCGUCAAGAUCUUGAAAAACUUUUUUAUAUUAAUGAGUUGGCCAUUACAAAAUGAUUCAAAGUCAAAGAGUAUAUCCAUUACAUCGGGCUCCUCAGUCCUUCUUGGGACGAACACCAAGAAAGCACGUAUUGACCAUUUGUCAGCAUUGGCAAAAUUUUUAGACGCUACUUUAUUUGAACAAGAUAAUACAACUGGUAAAGAUUCUAACCUAAGUGUAGUAACUACACACCCACAAUCUUGCAAGUACUUAAUAUCAACAAUCCCUCAAGCUUAUGCACCAUUGAAAUUGUUUGUUAAUGAAAUAAGUACCAACGAUGGGAAUUUAGGAGAAUUGAAGAAUUUGGAUACAUUAACGACAGAGGAUUUGUCAACAAGAGUUAAUGUAAUGAAAGACUUCUUUAAAGAGAGGUUGAUAAAUAGUCUUUUGAAUUUGGUGAAGGAAGGUGGUGAAGUCGGUCGUGAAUCAAACAAGUGCUUGCAUAUUUUAGAAAAGGUAUAG